UGCUUAACUUGUAGGUUUAGCUCUGUUCCCUUAUAAAAGCAGAGGCAGAACCCCUGUUCAGCGAAGGGGAUAAACCCUAGCGCCGCGAGGCCAAUAAACUUCGUCGGAGUCUCUGCGUCGAAGACUGCUUGAAUUUUCAAAUGGAACUGCCAAAUAUAACAAUUCCUAAAGUUGGACAAAAACCCUCGGCAAAAUUGAAGUUUCCCACGCCGAAAGAGCUGAUAUCUCACUAUGAGUCUCAGGGUAUGGACUCGCAGGAGGCGUCGAUGAAGGUCAUUGAGGAUCUUCAGAAGGCGCUAUUUGGAGUCGUAUCCUCCGGCAAAGGUAGAAACGAUAAGCUAUUGGCCGAGUCUUCUAAGAAGAUUGAUUCAAUUAGCAAUAGACUUACUGUUCUCGACUUGAAGCUUGAUUCUAAGCCUGGGUAUGUCGAGACUUUUGCAAUUGGCCUUGCCUCAGGCGCUGCUCUCAAAGAUAGUGAGAAGAGAAAAUGGAUUCAGGGUUAACCCUUUGUUUGGAAGAACCAUCAAACAAUGGCAACGGAUUAUCGUUACUGCAAAACAUAGCUUUAAGAGCCUUCAAAUUAUCUUGGUGGGGUGUCUCAAAAAGGAGCCGAAGUGUUUCAAAUGCUUCUCUCUGUUUGUUGUCAUCUGCAUUGUAUAUAAAUGUUCACGGCCGUAAUAGAUUAGAAAUAUUCUACCUGAAGAAAAAAAUGAA
Vigna radiata var. radiata (mung bean) is the source of this 714-nucleotide messenger RNA. RefSeq lists its product as uncharacterized. The transcript is spliced from 3 exons. NCBI's taxonomy places the organism in Eukaryota, Viridiplantae, Streptophyta, Magnoliopsida, Fabales, Fabaceae. The coding region runs from base 141 to 503 and encodes 120 amino acids. The record is from RefSeq and is a predicted model, not a curated record.